AUGGCACCUAAUCUUAGCAACUGCAGAGUUCUCAAACAAGAGCCGCUUGCUUCUUCGGAUGCCAAAUGGACUGCAUUGAAAAAGUACGUUUUGACAACACAAUCUGCUUGUACUCGGGCACUAACCACAUCCAAGNNGAUUACCUAUAACAAUGCGGAAAAUGUCACCAAAAUCUGGCCGACUCGACCAUCCAAUAGCUUGAUCGAUGCAGUAGGCAUUGUUGCCAUUCUGGAGAAAGCCAGCGGUCCAGAGUUACUUUUACAAAAACAAUAUCGGCCACCCAUCGACAAAGUUUGCAUAGAGGUUCCUGCUGGUUUGGUGGACGAGGGUGAAGAUGCCGAGACUUGUGCGCUAAGAGAGCUCAAAGAAGAGACUGGGUAUGUGGGAGAAGUGAUCAAGGGCGCUCUGGGAGUGACCCCCAUGAUGUUCAACGGAUUCUGUAAUACUAACCUAAACAUGGUCCACGUUCGUCUAGACAUGUCGAAUCCCGACAAUCAAAACCCACGACCGGAGCUUGAUGAGAACGAGUUCAUUGAAUGCUUCUCAAUCCCCUUAAAGACACUAUAUGCAGAGUGCAAGACGCUCGAGGCUGAGGGAUAUGCUAUAGACGCCAGAGUACUCACACUGGCUGAAGGCAUUGAAGUAGCUCGACAAUUCAAAAUUGUCUAA
Molecule: messenger RNA, 669 nt
Organism: Aureobasidium uvarum
Lineage: Eukaryota; Fungi; Ascomycota; Dothideomycetes; Dothideales; Saccotheciaceae
Source: the annotation of a GenBank genome assembly